AUGACGGCUCUCUUGAGCCCUGCUGUUGGCAGCUCCAUGCAGAGCCAAAAGGAAGCGAAGCUCGCCAGUAUGAACUUGAAAUCCCCUGGACUCAAGUCUGGCCUGCCAGCGUCGCCGACAGCGUGCAAUUUCUCGGCCAACCGACCAUCUCUCAAUCUUGAGACCAGCGCGAAUGGUUACCUAUCUCCUGACACGGCGAACUUACCCUCUGCGGAGGGAACGGCCCUACGGCUACUCUUGCACCAAUGCCGGUGA
This is a messenger RNA of Postia placenta MAD-698-R-SB12, 255 nucleotides long. RefSeq lists its product as hypothetical. The coding region runs from base 1 to 255 and encodes 84 amino acids. The transcript has 2 exons. Lineage: Eukaryota; Fungi; Basidiomycota; Agaricomycetes; Polyporales; Adustoporiaceae. The record is from RefSeq and is a predicted model, not a curated record.